Ostreococcus tauri is the source of this 621-nucleotide messenger RNA. RefSeq names its product Protein of unknown function DUF3067. The coding region runs from base 1 to 621 and encodes 206 amino acids. The record is from RefSeq and is a predicted model, not a curated record. The transcript has a single exon. NCBI's taxonomy places the organism in Eukaryota, Viridiplantae, Chlorophyta, Mamiellophyceae, Mamiellales, Bathycoccaceae.
AUGCGCGCCGUGACGACGACAUCCACGACGUCAGCGAACACGUCCGCCACGCGCGCGCUCUCCGAUCGCGCGUACCGUAACGCCGUCGUCGCUAGACGCGUUUGUCGACGCUUUGACGGAAGUUUCGUCAACGCGCGUGCGACGCCUCGACCGUCAGGUCCGGUGGACGACGACGACGAUGACGACGCCUUCCUACGCGCGCUCGAGGCUCAAAUGGACGGCGGCAGCGCGAGCGCAGAUGCCUCGGACGGGUUGAACUGGGGAGGGGAGAUGAGCGGCGAUGAACUGCGAGACAUGGUCCUGAAGCGUUACGGUCGUCUUUACGACGUGCGAAUCUGCCAGAGGCGAGAUCGAUUCAAUAAACUGCAGAUUUAUUUCCAAAUCAUGUGGAAGUUCUUGGGACAGAAGAGUUUCCCCAUGUCGGAGCAGGAGUACAUUGAGCAGACGGACGCAGUCGCCGAGUUGCUAAGCGAAUGGGACGUCGGCGAUAUUGUUCGCGAAAACCUGCCGAAAAACCCGAAGACACCGAAGAUGGACACGACAGGGGCGAACGCGGUGAUGAUCCCACUGGGUUUAGACGUUGAAAACGGCGCACUUCCGGGAACUCGCGAAAGAGAAUGA